AUGGCGGAACGGUACAUCCCCGAGCAUCGCCGCACUCAGUUCAAGGCCAGGAACCAGUUUCGCCCCGAUGAGCUCCGUCGCCGCCGUGAGGAACAGCAGGUCGAGAUUCGGAAGCAGAAGCGCGAGGAGAACCUAGCCAAGCGACGAGGCAUUCAGACUCGCGAUGGUGGAAUCGGUGUGGGUGGUGGCAUGGCUGCCGCCACUGAGAGCGACGACGAGGCUUCGGCCAUCGAGAGCGAGCUCAACGUCGAACUCCCCCAGAUGGUGAAGGGUGUUUUCUCCGACCAGGUUGAGGAGCAGAUCCAGGCCACCACUAAGUUCCGGAAACUGCUGUCCAAGGAGCGCAACCCGCCCAUCGAGCGGGUCAUCGAGACCGGUGUUGUGAGCCGUUUCGUGGAAUUCCUUCGCUCCCCCCACACCUUGGUGCAGUUUGAGUCUGCCUGGGCCUUGACCAACAUUGCCUCCGGAUCCGCCCAGCAGACCCAAGUCGUCAUCGAAGCCGGCGCCGUGCCCAUCUUCGUUGAACUGCUCAGCAGCCCCGAGCCUGAUGUUCGGGAACAGGCCGUGUGGGCGCUUGGAAACAUUGCUGGUGACAGCCCUCACUGCCGUGACUUCGUUCUGGGUGCUGGUGCCCUGCGCCCGCUGCUCAACCUCAUCAACGAUGGCCGCAAGCUGAGCAUGCUCCGCAACGCCACCUGGACGCUCAGCAACUUCUGCCGCGGCAAGACCCCGCAGCCCGACUGGAACACGAUCGCCCCUGCCCUCCCCGUCCUCGCCAAGCUUAUUUACAUGCUGGACGACGAGGUCCUGAUUGACGCCUGCUGGGCCAUCUCUUAUCUGUCUGAUGGUGCCAACGACAAGAUCCAGGCCGUGAUCGAGGCCGGUAUCCCCCGCCGCCUUGUUGAACUCCUCAUGCACGCUUCCACUUCCGUGCAGACCCCUGCGCUCCGCUCUGUCGGCAACAUUGUCACCGGUGAUGAUGUCCAGACCCAAGUGAUCAUCAACUGCGGUUCGCUCCCCGCACUGCUUUCGCUUCUGAGCUCCACCAAGGAUGGCAUUCGGAAGGAGGCUUGCUGGACAAUCUCCAACGUCACGGCUGGUAACUCGAGCCAGAUCCAGGCCGUCAUUGAUGCUGGCAUCAUUGCCCCGCUGAUCAACCUGCUCGCCAACGGCGACUUCAAGACUCGCAAGGAGGCCUGCUGGGCUAUCUCCAACGCGACCUCCGGUGGUCUUCAGAAGCCUGAUCAGAUCCGCUACCUUGUUUCCCAAGGGUGCAUCAAGCCCCUCUGUGAUCUGUUGGCCUGCCCCGACAAUAAGAUCAUCCAGGUUGCCUUGGACGGUCUGGAGAACAUCCUGAAGGUCGGUGAUAUGGACAAGGAGUCUGGUCAGGGUGAGGCUCGCGUCAACCGCUACGCUCUGUUCAUCGAGGAAGCUGGUGGCAUGGAGAAGAUCCACGAUUGCCAGAACAACGCCAACGAGGAGAUCUACAUGAAGGCUUACAACAUCAUCGAGAAGUACUUCUCGGAUGAGGAUGAGGCCGCCGGUGACAUCGAUGAGCUGGCUCCCCAGCAAACCCAGACCGGUUUCGCUCUUGGCACCGGCCAGCAGCAGCCCGGCGGAUUCAACUUCGCCAACGGCGGCGGUGACUCCAUGGACAUGUAA
Molecule: messenger RNA, 1662 nt
Organism: Penicillium lagena
Lineage: Eukaryota; Fungi; Ascomycota; Eurotiomycetes; Eurotiales; Aspergillaceae
Product: karyopherin alpha
Exons: 3
Coding region: 1-1662 (553 amino acids)
Biological process (GO): NLS-bearing protein import into nucleus
Cellular component (GO): nucleus; nucleoplasm; cytoplasm
Molecular function (GO): protein binding; nuclear import signal receptor activity
Source: RefSeq, a predicted model, not a curated record